Drosophila albomicans is the source of this 6258-nucleotide messenger RNA. It is a transcript of the gene cora, whose product is annotated as protein 4.1 homolog. Gene Ontology annotation, molecular function: actin binding; structural molecule activity. The record is from RefSeq and is a predicted model, not a curated record. The transcript has 17 exons. Gene Ontology annotation, cellular component: cytoskeleton; plasma membrane. Lineage: Eukaryota; Metazoa; Arthropoda; Insecta; Diptera; Drosophilidae. The coding region runs from base 510 to 5786 and encodes 1758 amino acids.
CGAUUUGACUUCUCAGUACUAGUUUGCUCUUCGUGCGCAGCAAUUCGAAUAUUUUUACCACGGUAUUCAACGACGAUAACAACAACAAUAACAAAUUGUCUUUUUUCGUGCUCAAUAGAAAAAAGUGGCCAAGAAUUUGUUUAUUUGUAUGUGUGCAUGUGUUUAUUUGUAUGUGAGAGUUUGCGAAAUCAACUAGAAUCGUUUGUGAAAAGUGAAAACAGCACGCAAAGCCAAGUUCAACUUACAACUUCAAUCUGAAAAUCAUAACUGAAAAGCGCCGCAAAGUAUUCAACGCUUCCCAGUGGAUUUACAAGCGAAUUCUAAAGCAAAGCUUUAACCCUCGCCGACCAAAAAAAACCACAGUCCAAGAUAAAAACAAACAAACAGCACAAGGGAACAAUACGAAGAAGUUAUUUGCAGAAUUAAAAUUGCGCUAUAUUCAACGACCAGUGUCUCUCGCUCUCCUGCUGCAUCCAUCAAACUGUCUGCGUAGCUGAGCAGUCGUAACGAUGCCGGCGGAAAUUAAACCAUCCGCGCCUCCAGAGCCGGAAACUCCAACGAAGAGUAAACCGAAGAGCAACUCAUCAACGUUCUCGAAGGCCGCCUUGGCGCGUGUCACACUUCUGGAUGGCUCCAUCCUGGACGUGACCAUCGAUCGCAAAGCCAAGGGACGUGACCUGGUAAACUCGAUCUGUGCUGGACUCAACAUCAUUGAGAAGGACUACUUCGGUCUGACCUAUGAUACGCCGACCGAUCCUCGUACCUGGCUGGAUCUGGAGAAGCCCGUGGCGAAGUUCUUUCGCGUAGAUCCCUGGCCAUUAGCGUUUGCAGUCAAAUUCUAUCCGCCGGAGCCAUCGCAGCUGCAGGAGGACAUCACGCGCUACCAUCUCUGCCUGCAAGUGCGUAAUGACAUCCUUGAGGGUCGACUGCCCUGCACAUUCGUGACUCACGCAUUGCUUGGCUCGUACCUGGUGCAGUCGGAGAUGGGUGACUAUGAUCCCAAGGAAAUGCCGACUCGGGCCUAUCUCAAGGACUUUAAAAUUGCACCCAAUCAGGCCACGGAGCUGGAGGACAAAGUGAUGGACUUGCACAAGACCCACAAGGGUCAAUCGCCUGCUGAGGCCGAACUCCACUAUUUGGAGAAUGCCAAGAAGCUGGCCAUGUAUGGUGUGGACUUGCAUCCUGCCAAGGACUCAGAAGGCGUUGACAUUAUGCUGGGAGUCUGUGCGUCCGGUCUGCUGGUUUAUCGCGACAAAUUGCGUAUCAACCGUUUCGCUUGGCCAAAGAUCUUGAAGAUCUCGUACAAGCGUCACCAUUUCUACAUCAAGAUACGACCAGGAGAAUUCGAACAAUACGAAUCCACCAUCGGUUUUAAGCUUGCCAACCAUCGGGCUGCCAAGAAGCUGUGGAAGUCCUGUGUGGAGCAUCACACCUUCUUCCGUCUGAUGACGCCGGAACCCAACACCAGGUCCACACUGUUCCCUCGCUUUGGCUCCAAGUACCGCUUCUCGGGUCGCACCCACUACGAGAGCAAGGCUACGCCCGUCGACCGCACUGCGCCUAACUUCACUAGAGCUCUCUCAGGCGCUCGUCUCUCCUCUCGCAGCAUGGACGCUCUGGCCAUGGCUGAGAAGGAGAAGGUGGCUCGCAAGAGCAGCACCUUGGACCAUCGCGGGGAUCGCAGCAACAAUGCGGAUGCGCACAGUCGUAGCCCCAUCAAGAAGGACAAAAAGGAAAAGUUAAUACGCGAAUCGAGCACCGGUACAGCUUCGGCUUCCUCGCAGAGCUCGCUCGAGGGAGAUUAUGAGACUGAAAUCGCUGCCGAGGCGGUGUCCGCUGCUCCCGACUUUUCGUCUCCUCCUCAGGAGGAAAAGAAACUGAAGGAGAAGGAAGAAAAGGAGCGCAAGGAACAAGAGAAGAGAGAUCAAAAGGAGAGGGAAAAGGCGGAGAAAGCAGCUAAGGCAGCCGCUGCUGCUGCCGCUUCCGCCGCAGCCGCUGGAUCUGGCGUCAAUGGCAAUGACGACCUGAAUGACUCCAAUAAAUCUGAUAAAUCGGGCAGACGCGGAGUUGGUAUAUUUUCGUCGGGUCGCAAGAGCAAGAGCGGUUCACCGGCCAAGGAUGGAAAGGACAAGGAUAAGGAUAAGGAAAUUGGUCGUCUUGGCUUGGUCGUUACCUCGGGUCUUGGUGAGCAGGAUAACGGACAGAACGAUGCUAAUCGCAAUGCUGGCAAUCGUGGUUCAGCCACUCCUGGAGUCACUCGUCCUUACGAGUAUGCUGUGGAUGCCGAUGGCAAUGCCAGCAGUCCAACUCGCAAAUCCUAUACUCCAGGCGGCUUCCGCUAUGACCAAGAUCCAAAUAGUGGUAAACAACUAGGUCCCGAUGGUCAGGAGCAACUCUCGCCGACCUCGCAGCAAAAGAAGAUUGGCUUGGCCUUUAACUAUGCGCCCGGAAAUGAGAAUGCGCUAAAGGAGACUGCUGAGAAGAUCAAGUCCGGUCAGUUAUCGCCUCGCACUCAGGACAAACUGAACCGUGGUCAGCUGUCGCCCAAGUCGAGGGCCAAACUUCUGCAGGACGGCAACUUGUCGCCUACGACACGUGCCAAGUUGCAGGGUAGUGCUGUCGAUGCUGCAGCGGUGCCUCUUAGCGAUGCCCAGAAGCGAUCCUACUCACCAACCAAGGGAGCUGGACAGGGAGCUGGUUACUCCUCGGGUGCUCCGGGUAGUUACAAGGCCAUCGGUGAUAACACGGCCGAUUUUCUGGAAUCGCAACGCUACAAUCAAGAACCCGGAUAUGUGGGUGUUGGAGCUGGUGCUGGCAAGUCCGGUUCACCUACGAAAGGAGCUGGGGCUGGACCUGGAGCCGGAGCUGGAGCUGGAGCAGGCGCUGGAUCCGGAGCUGGAGCAGGCGCUGGAUCAGGAGCCGGAUCUCGUGCAAGUGCUGGUCCAGGUGUGGCUGCUGGAGUUGCAGCUGGUGCAGGUGCAGGUGCUGCAGCUGCUGCUGCUAAACCUAAGAAGAAGCGGGUCAAGAUCAUGGUUAUCACAUCCAAAUUCGACCCCGCAACCAAACGCAUUGAUGCAGAAAACGGUAGCAUUGAGCAUUCCACGGGUAUCUUGGAUCCAGCCACUGGUCGCAUCGACACCAAGUAUGGUGUAAUUGAUCCCAAGAACGGCACUUUGGAGGCUUUGAACACGAAGACCGGCAAGAAGGAGUUGUUCCAGGGUGAUUUGGAUCCCAAAACGGGCAAUCUGCAUUUGGUUUCCGGAGUGUCAGAUCCUAAGACCGGACGCAUUGAUGACUCGUUGGGUCAAAUUGUGUGCAUAACGCCACAGGAUAACCCAGUUGUCGAGCUCACCGUCAUCACCGGUCGCAUUGAUCCUGCUACGGGCAAGAUCGAUACGGUUAACGGUGAUGUCGAGCGUUCUCUUGGCGUUCUGAACUUAGACACAGGACUCUUGGACACCAAAUAUGGUGAAAUCAAUACCCGCACCGGAGAAUUGAAGGCCAUAGAUCCGAAGUCUGGCAAAAUUGUGGUUACCAAGAAUGUGAAGGUUGAUCCGGGCACUGGUCAAAUCACCAUUCUGGGUAUCGUCGAUCCAAAGACGAAUAAGGUUGAUCCCAAUCAAGGACGCAUUAUUGAGGUUGGUCAGCAAAUUGAUCCCAUCGUCGAAGUUACAUCUCUGGCCGGCAAAUUCGAUUCGAAGAAGAAUGUCAUCGAUCCUAAGACUGCUCAAGUUGAGACCUCAGGUGGUCAGUUCGACCCCAAGCAGGGCAAGAUCGACACGAAGUACGGACAAAUCGAUUUGGUUAAGCACACAAUCACAUUCACAGAUCCCAAGUCGGGCAAGACAGUUACUCGCGACAUCAAGAUUGAACCUGCCACUGGCCAGAUCGUGCUGAAGAACCAGAUAAAUCCCAAGAACAACAAACCCGACAAGGACUAUGCACGCAUCAUUUCAUUGCGUAUCGUGCAGCAGCGCGUGGAUCCGGCGACAAAGGCGCCCAUUGCACAGGUCAGCGCUGCCAAGGAUAAGGAUAUUGUUGUCGAUCCCAAGUCGAACCAGAUCUGGGUGCCGACCGGUGCCAGCGAUCCUAGCACUAAGGAACAACAGUACAUUUCCAGCAGCGUUGAUCCCAAGACGGGCUACGUCAUCACAAUCUACGGCUACCUCGACCCCAAGACCAACGAGAUCAAGAAACAGACCAAGCUCGACCCCAAUACCAUCAAGAUUGAGCCAACGUCCGGCAAGAUCUACACAGCCACUGGAGAAGUGGACAAGGCCACCGGUGAACCGCUUUACGCUGCCACCCAAGUGGAUCCCGAGUCUGGCGAGGUGUAUACCAAGCUGGCUCGCGUUGAUCCCAAGACUGGCAAGAUUGUGAUCGUGCGCAUUCUGCUCAUUUCGAAGACCGAUGAACGUGGUCGUCCAGAGGAAAUCGAUCCGGAGACGUGCGAGAUCGAUCCGGUGUCUGGGCGUGUUCUGAAAUUCUUCAACAAAACUGUUUAUGUAUACAAUAUGAUUGAUCCGGUAACUGGUGAAAUUGUACAGGUCGAUCCCAAUGAUCCUCGUUUCGCCGGCGCUCGCACAACAGUGACCCACACGAUGACCCUAACUGGCGAAAUUGAUCCGGUGACGGGACGAAUCAAGAGCGAAUACGGCGACAUCGAUCCAAAUACGGGAGACAUUGAUCCAGCGACCGCAGUUACCGAUCCCGUGACGGGCAAAUUGAUCCUCAACUAUGCUCAGAUCGAUCCCUCGCACUUUGGCAAACAGGCGCAAGUGCAGACAACCACAGAGACGGUGCCGAUCACACGCCAGCAGUUCUUCGAUGGCGUCAAGCACAUUAACAAGAGUGCGCUGCGUCGCGACUCCGAGGCUAGCUCGGAUGAUGACAUGACCAAACAGUACGCCGGCGAACAGAUCCAGGAUAUUGUGCUCAGUCCAGGCAAUCAAUCAGGUGUCUCGGGCAAAAACCAAGGCAAAUCCGUAAGCACGCCCACCGUGGUGAAGACGACAACGAAACAGGUGCUGACCAAGAACGACGGCGGAGUAACACACAACGUCGAGGAGGAGGUGCGCAAUCUGGGCACCGGCGAGGUCACCUAUUCGACACAGGAACACAAGGCUGAUGCAACACCUACCGAUCUAAGCGGCGCCUAUGUCACAGCAACCGCAGUCACCACCCGCACAGCCACCACACAUGAGGACCUGGGCAAGAAUGCCAAGACGGAACAGCUCGAGGAGAAGACUGUAGCCACCACCCGCACCCUAGAUCCCAGCAAUCAGCAGCAACGUGUUGUCACCCAGGAGGUGAAGACGACGGCAACGGUUACGAGUGGCGAUCAGUAUCAGCGACGCGACAGUGUGUCAUCGACCAGCUCUGGCGAUUCAGGCACACCCAUCGAUGGGCCAUACGAUGGCACCAGCGUGAUUCGCACUGACAUCCAGAAAUCUCCGGCUUAUGCAACAACUGCUACCACAUCCACUGGCCCGCAUGUAGAGAGCACUCGCGUGGUGCUCGGCGAGGAUACGCCUGGUUAUUCAGGACAUGGCGAAAUCAUCUCUACCCAAACCGUCAGCAGUAAGACCCGCACCGUGGAAACGAUAACCUACAAAACCGAACGCGAUGGCAUUGUUGAGACCCGUGUGGAACAGAAGAUUACCAUUCAAUCCGACGGCGAUCCGAUCGAUCAUGACAAGGCAUUGGCUGAGGCAAUACAGGAAGCGACGGCCAUGAAUCCGGACAUGACAGUCGAGAAGAUUGAAAUUCAACAGCAAACGCAGUAGAUUUUAUAAUUAUUUUUUAAAAAAUGAGAGAAAAAUACACGAAAUAAAAGCAGCACACACAGUUUCACAUCCACACAUAAACAAUCAAACAGCACUUGCAGUACACCUUUUAUACUACCUACAUAAAAAAAAAACACCCACACAUACACACUCACGACACACAAUACAUGUCUACAAGUUCAAUAACUUCUAUAACGAGAACGAGAGCUAUCCAUAACGUCUUGGAGUAAUUGCAUCCAUUUAUAUUUUGUAUUUUGUAUGUUUAUUAUUUUUUAAUAUAUAUUACAAACUGUUAAUUACAAGAGAAAAGCUACCUUUAAUUAUUAUGUCAUAAAGUAUAUAUUGAAUGUGCAAAAGCAAAAGUUUAAUGAAAAUAACGAAAAUGAAAUGAAAGUUUAUAUAAUAUUCAAUAUAUUAUAUAUUAAAUUGUAAACCACAAUUGCAUUCAGAAUAAAAACAAAACCUAAAUGUA